Molecule: messenger RNA, 1131 nt
Organism: Mesorhabditis spiculigera
Lineage: Eukaryota; Metazoa; Nematoda; Chromadorea; Rhabditida; Rhabditidae
Source: the annotation of a GenBank genome assembly
AUGAUGUGGUGGACAACUAGUGGAUACGAGCCGCUGCCAAUGGCUACGCCGAACAUUCGCCCCAGUUUGCGCACCUAUCGACGCCAUGUGUACAUCGCCGGCGGGCUGCUGCUGGUCUUCGUCGGCCUGUUGAUCAUCUACUACCAUAUGGGGACGGCAGACACGGAUGUGGUUCAACUUCCCGGAUAUCAAUCGGUGCCGGAGAACGACAAGUUGAGAUGGAACUACUACCGUCCAAAUAUUGCUUAUCGCGACCUGGUCCCGGAUAGGAGAUCGGAAGCCGGAAAGACAAAAGAAGAAGCUCCUUCUGAGAAGAUGAUCAUCCUAGAAGGCCUUUACACCCCGGAAGACUGGUCGGCAAACCCCGGGUUGUACACGGUAGCCGUGGAGCAAAAGAAGAACCACACCGCUGAGGAAAUGAUGAAGAUUCUAGAUUGCUCCAGAAUGCUGGAAUGUCUAAAUUUGACGAACCUGCGCAAUCUCACCGAUCCGCCGAGUAUGAUCCCCGACGACGUCUACUGGCUCUCCGUGAUGCGCGACCUGCACUUCGAGUAUCGCGCAAUUCCGUUUCUCGUCUCGGGCACAUUACUGGGCUGGCGUCGUGAAUGUUCCGUGAUCCCGCACACGACCGACAUGGACAUGGCUACGUUCGAGGAUGAAUUCCCAAUGGCGCUUGUCAACGACUCGAUCAAUAUCCACGGGAAACCAUUGAAGCUCUCCCGUAUCCUUGGCCGGCCAGGCGACAGCUACGAGGCGACGUUCAGCCUGGACACCGAGCGCGGCACCACCGUGAACAUUGACCUGUUCACGAUGUAUCGCGACCCGAGCAUGCGCCGCUACUACAUCACCAUGGUCUACAAGGUCUACAAGCCCGCCUUCUACGUGUUCAAGCAGCUGUCACAUCUGCAAAAGUUUCAAUCGACUUAUCCGUGGUUCGGCGCUGAUCUGUGCACGGCCGAUCUGCACGGUCACCUCUUCCAUGUCCCCUGCAAUCCAGAAUUGAUUUUGGAGGCUGAUUACGGCAAGAAUUGGCGCGUCGACCAGAGCAACAAGGAUUACACCUGGGGCAGCAACACCAUCAAAAGUGGACAAAUUCCGGCCGCCGAAGCCCGCGCCUUCCACCGCUCUUUC